Molecule: messenger RNA, 3326 nt
Organism: Ictalurus furcatus (blue catfish)
Lineage: Eukaryota; Metazoa; Chordata; Actinopteri; Siluriformes; Ictaluridae
Gene: lix1
Product: limb and CNS expressed 1
Exons: 6
Coding region: 2399-3322 (307 amino acids)
Biological process (GO): autophagosome maturation
Cellular component (GO): cytoplasm
Source: RefSeq, a predicted model, not a curated record
AAAUGUUUCAGUACUGUGUAUGAAAGGCUUCCUUUUGUUUUUUCCUUCUGCUCUAAGAUCUACUAUAUCCAUCCAAUUCUAAACCUGAAGCACGCUUGGAGAAACAAAAUGAAGUAGCCUUUGCCAGCAUCUCUAUCAGGAGGAAGUGCCAGAUUCAGGCAGACUCCCAUGCUUAACUGAUUACAUUUCUCACAGCAGGAGGCUUAAACAAGGGCCACUUCAUGCAGGAAGCCUGAAGGUUAUGUUAACAUAACCCCUUACUCCGCUUGGCCAGGAUCUGCCCUGACACCAUCGUUUAAACACUGCCUAAUACAAUGAUACAAAUGAUGGCUUACACGCUGUAUACAAUAUUUAUUUUUCAACUUUGCCCUGGGUGCGAAGACCACUAAGAACAAUACCUCGUAAUUAUAAGGUCUAAGUGUGGGAACCUAUAAAUCAAUAGCCAAAGACAAUGUGUCUCUAUAUUUCCUGUCCAGACAGUGUUAUUUCUUGUGCAGACGUUUACCAUGACUACAGUAAAGAUAGUUCACGAUUCAUAUGAUGGACACAGAGGUGUGCUCAUACAUGCACGCACGGAUAGUUUCAUGCUGAUUGUUGGGAACAGGAAUCUUUUUAAAAACUCCCAUUUGUUUAUGCUGUUUUUUUGUUUGUUUGGGGUUUUUUUUUUUUAGAAUUUUUAUAGGAUCACAUAUCAGCGUAAGUCAGUUGAAACCAGUUGCAAAUCAGUUAAACACUAUUAAGACGAGUGACUUAAUAGUAUCAAUAUUGACUGUGUUAAUAGUGUCCGAUUGACGUAAUAGAAAUAUUAAGUGUCAAUAUUUCACAAUAUUGUGAAAUAUGUACCACAUAACAGACAUAAAUUAUUUUUGUACAGGUCAAAUAAAUGAUCAUAACUGGGUUAUAAUUUGUUCUGGUUUUGAGCUGAGUAGGAUGUAAUGCCCUGUGAUGUCACUCUCAUCAUUGACUAACAUUGAAUAAUAUUCAUUAUAAUAUCUCAGAACCAAUCUAGUACAAACAGUAACUUAUUUUCUGGCAGGAAUCAGCACAAAAAGAGGUUGCAUUCUAUUUCUUUUUCAGUGGGGUUCCAGAUUAACAGAAAAUGUAAAGUUUCCCCAUAAGUGAGAAUGUAUUUGUAUUUCUAAUGUAGUUCUAAAUUAAAAUUAAUCAUAGAACCAUGUGGUGUGUUUGUUUCCUUGUCAUCCUUCACUGUUCAUUCAAUAGGCAGUAUUAUUUGCACCAAUCCACCCCAAAAAGUGAUUGUCAUUUAUGCUAAACACCUCUCCCCUUUCCCAAGGCAGGCUCACAAUAGGUCUUUGCCCUGAAUGGACUCCCAAUUCCCAAGAAACCAAGGAGGGAAGACUCAGGGAAGUUUAGAAAGGAGCAUUAGAUGUUUUUUUUUUUUUUAAAUGCACUUUGGUUAAUGGUCUAUACUGAAUAGAGCUUAAAAUGCUUAGUGUGGAGGCCUGUGCAAGAAAAUUCUUCAUAUCGAGGGCUCUAUUCACAAGCAUGCUUUUGGCUGCUGAGGCCUGUUCACUGAACAAUAACCAUUCAGGCAGAGUAAAUUCAUUUGAAAUGCAUUUUGUACAGUCUGGCCUACACCAUGGUCUGAGCUGCACCACUGCUUUAGUUUCAGAAGAAAAUUGUAUACUGGGAUUAACUGAGGACAGAGUGCACUAAUAAUGUGAUGCUGCUUUCACAAUCUUAUGAACACAUACUCUAUGAAUUUUAAGUCCAAUAGAAUGUUUGUUUUUUAAUACAAGUCAUUUUAGAAAAGUUUUUUUUUUUUUAAAUAUAAGUGUUACGUUACACUUUUGUAAGUAGGGUGAAGUUUGCACUUGUGAAAUAUUUUUCUUUUUCCUUACAGCACCUUUUUUCUUACACAAUCUAUAAUACUCCUGAUAACAUCCCUUCGAUGGCGUAUGAAAAACAAAUAGUUGCUCAAUGUACUUUAAUCAUUUGCCUUUUGAGUUAGAUGAUGCAUGGGCAUGUUGAAAGCUUAAGACAUAGCAUGAAUGAACAGAGAAGGGGGUCACAUUCCUUUGUUGGGGCUUACCCAACUCAGCUCAGUGGAUGCGUUCACCAGGCUGUGUGUGUGUGUGAGCGUGUGUGUGAGCGCAUGUGUGUAUGUGUCUAGAGAAGGGGGUUGAAAUCUGAUGGCCAGCCUCACAGCUAAUUAGUUCAGCUUUUGACAAAGGUGGGCCAGCCACAGAAAGGGAGCCGUAGUGCGAGCUUAACAGGGCUCCACACACUGCACUCGAGUCUGCAGGAGAGAAGAGGAGAAGGGUUCCCCUCAUACUUUCCAAAUCAGACAUAGGGUUUGUAAAGAACUGCUGUUCCUCACCCCAGAACAUAUGAGAAGGCUCACAGGCAUAGCAACAGUGCCUUUGGGACAUGCGAGAUGACUUCCACACAAGACUCAGAUGAUGACAGAGCCUUUAAAGACUUGAACGCUGUUGGAAUGCUGCACCAGUUCUGGAAGCAAAAACAGGUGAACAGUGGCACAAUUGAGACAGAGAACCUAGUCGUUUAUGAAUGUAUUCCCUCACCAGGGCCUCCAUUUAUCUGCUAUGUCACCUUACCAGGAGGGAGCUGCUUUGGCAACUACAAGUAUUGCUACACAAAGGCAGAAGCCAGGCGUGAUGCAGCUCGUAUUGCUCUGAUGAACUCAACAUUCAAUGAUUUGCCCUGUCGUCGUAUCACUCCAGAAUUCAUCGCCCGCAGCAUAGAGGAGGCUGUCGCCACCACCAGCGGUAACAUGGCGGAUGUGUCAGACCCGAGCACCAGUUUAGGAGCUUAUUAUCUCAUGCUGAAAUCCAACACAGGAAAAACCAUGCUGGAAUUUCAGGAAUUAAUGACAGUGUUUCAGCUGUUACACUGGAAUGGGACACUGAAGGCUUUUAGGGAGAGGCGAUGUAGUCGUCAGGAGGUGAUCAGCUACUACUCUGAGAAACGGCUGGAUGAGUGUAUGCGUAGUUACAUGGCUCUGGACUGGCUGCAAAGGGAGAGGAAGAGACCAGGGCUGCUCUCACGUGAGUUGCAGCUGGCCCUUAGGGAGUUGGCCCAGGGUCGGCAGGCCGGCCGAGAGCUCCGCUUCUACAAGGAAAAGAAGGAGAUCCUCAGCCUGGCGCUCAGUCAGGCCUCCACUGAGGAACUGCAGGCCUACUGUGGGGAGGAAGACGAAAAGUGCUGGAGGAAAGGAGAAGCUGCAUUGGAGUAUCUUGCGCAUGGGGGCCACUGUCUGGAGGGUAGCAUGGUGGAUCCAUUAGAACAUUGCCAGUUUUAUUACCUGCAGAGUGGGAGUGACAAAGAGUCACUGGGCUGAAGUG